Messenger RNA from Larimichthys crocea (large yellow croaker), 4792 nucleotides. RefSeq lists its product as uncharacterized. The record is from RefSeq and is a predicted model, not a curated record. Gene Ontology annotation, molecular function: protein binding. Lineage: Eukaryota; Metazoa; Chordata; Actinopteri; Sciaenidae. The transcript has 3 exons.
GAAGAUUAGAUCAAGGACAGCUCCACCUCUCCUUGGCCUAAGAUCACAAACUUGUUUUGUAUUUGGACAUUUAAUGGACUUGAUUCUGAACUCUGCUCGGGAGCCAUAAUGGCGAAUCUUAAAGAGGAGCUCUUGAACACUCUGGAGAAAUUAGAAGAAAGGGAUUUUAACAAGUUCAAGUGGUUCCUGAAACAUGAUGACAUCCUGGAAGGCUUUAAAGGCAUCCCAGUGGCUCGGCUGGAGAAGGCAGAAAGGCAGGACACAGUGGAUCUAAUGGUACAACAAUAUCAGGAGCAUGGAGCGCUGAAAGUAACCUUGAAGGUUUUAAAAAAGAUCCACAGGAAUGAUCUGAUACAGUGUUUACAACAAUCCAUCUCACAACCAAAAGACCUCAAGAAACGUGACUUCUCAUUUGCUGAGGGACUCCUUGCAUUGCUAAAGGAUUUGGAGGAUGAUUCUGAUUCUGAUGAUGAUUCUGAUUCUGAUGAUGAUUCUGAUUCUGAUGAUGAUUCUGAUUCUGACUUCAGUGAUCAGAGAGAAUAUGAAAUAAAGAAGGCUGAGCUAAAGAGUGUCCAACAGUUUGCAGUUCAGGUCACUCUAGAUCCUGAUACAGCACAUCCUAAUCUCAUCCUGUCUGAAGAUGGCAAACAAGUACAUCAUGGUGAUGUGAGACAGGAAUUUCCAGACAACCCUGAGAGAUUUUACAGAUGUGUUAAUGUCUUAGGAAAGCAGAGAUUCUCUUCAGGAAGAUUUUACUAUGAGGUUCAGGUUAAAGGGAAGACUGACUGGACAUUAGGAGUUGUCAAAGAGUCGAUUGACAGGAAGGGAGACAUCACACUGAGUCCUAGAUAUGGUUUCUGGACUUUUGGUCUGAGAAAUAAAAAUGAGUACAAAGCCCUUGCUGGCCCUUCAGUCCUUCUCUCACUGAAGUCACAUCCUGAGAAGGUGGGAGUGUUUGUAGAUUAUGAUGAGGGUCUUGUCCGUUUUUAUGACGUAGACACUGCAGAUCGUCUCUACUCCUUCACUGGCUGCUCCUUCACUGAGAAACUCCUUCCUUAUUUCAGUCCAUGUACUAAUAAGGAUGGUACAAACUCUGCCCCUCUGAUCAUCUCUCCUGUCAAUCACCUACUGAACGUUAAGACACAUGACUUCAGUGAUCAGAAAGAAUAUGAAAGAAAGAAGGCUGAGCUAAAGAGUGUCCAACAGUUUGCAGUUCAGGUGACUCUAGAUCCUGAUACAGCACAUCCUGCUCUCAUCCUGUCUGAGGAUGGCAAACAAGUAUAUUGUGGUGAUGUAUGUAAGAAUCUCCGAAACAACCGGAAGAGGUUUGAUAGAUGUGUUAAUGUCUUAGGAAAGCAGAGUUUCCCUUCUGGAAGAUUUUACUACGAGGUUCAGGUUAAAGGGAAGACUGAAUGGGACUUAGGAGUUGCCAAAGAGUCGAUUGACAGGAAGGGAAAUAUCAGUCUGGCUCCUGAAGAUGGUUUCUGGACUAUAUUGUUGAGGAAAGGAUACAAGUAUGAGGCUAAUAAUGACCCACCAGUGCAUCUUUCUAUCAAGUCACAUCCAGAGAAGGUGGGAGUGUUUGUAGAUUAUGAUGAGGGUCUUGUUCGUUUUUAUGACGUAGACACUGCAGAUGUUCUCUACUCCUUCACUGGCUGCUCCUUUACUGAGAAACUCCUUCCAUUCUUUAGUCCCAGUACUAAUGACCGUGGUACAAACUCUGCCCCUCUGAUUAUCUCUCCUCUCAAUCACCUACUGAACGUUAAGACACAUGACUUCAGUGAUCAGAGAGAAUAUGAAAGAAAGAAGGCUGAGCUAAAGAGUGUCCAACAGUUUGCAGUUCAGGUGACUCUAGAUCCUGAUACAGCACAUCCUAAUCUCAUCCUGUCUGAAGAUGGCAAACAAGUGCAUCAUGGUGAUGUGAGACAGAAACUCCCAGACAACCCUGAGAGAUUUUAUAGAUGUGUUAAUGUCUUAGGAAAGCAGAGUUUCUCUUCAGGAAGAUUUUACUACGAGGUUCAGGUUAAAGGGAAGACUGACUGGGACUUAGGAGUUGCUAAAGAGUCGAUUGACAGGAAGGGAUCUAUCACACUGAGUCCUGAAGAUGGUUUCUGGGCUAUAUGGUUGAGGAAAGGGUACAAGUAUAAGGCUAUUGAUGACUCGUUGGUGCGUCUUUCUAUCAAGUCACGUCCUGAGAAGGUGGGAGUGUUUGUAGAUUAUGAUGAGGGUCUUGUUCGUUUUUAUGACGUAGACACUGCAGAUGUUCUCUACUCCUUCACUGGCUGCUCCUUCACUGAGAAACUCCUUCCAUUCUUUACUCCAUGUACUAAUAAGGAUGGUCCAAACUCUGCCCCUCUGAUUAUUUCUCCUCUCAAUCACCUACUGAACGUUAAGACACAUGACUUCAGUGAUCAGAAAGAAUAUGAAAGAAAGAAGGCUGAGUUAAAGAGUGUCCAACAGUUUGCAGUUCAGGUGACUCUAGAUCCUGAUACAGCACAUCCUGAUCUCAUCCUGUCUGAGGAUGGCAAACAAGUGCAUGAUAGUGAUGUAAAGAAGAAACUCCCAAACAACCCUGAAAGGUUUGACAGAUGUGUUAAUGUCUUAGGAAAGCAGAGAUUCUCUUCAGGAAGAUUUUACUAUGAGGUUCAGGUUAAAGGGAAGACUGACUGGGACUUAGGAGUUGCCAAAGAGUCGAUUGACAGGAAGGGAAAAAUCAGACUGGCUCCUGAAAAAGGUUUCUGGACUAUAUUGUUGAGGAAAGGAUACAAGUAUAAGGCUAUUGAUGACUCGUUGGGGCGUCUUUCUAUCAAGUCGCAUCCUGAGAAGGUGGGAGUGUUUGUAGAUUAUGAUGAGGGUCUUGUUCGUUUUUAUGACGUAGACACUGCAGAUCGUCUCUACUCCUUCACUGGCUGCUCCUUCACUGAAAAACUCCUUCCAUUCUUUAGUCCCAGUACUAAUGACCGUGGUACAAACUCUGCCCCUCUGAUCAUCUCUCCUCUCAAUCACCUACUGAACGUUAAGACACAUGACUUCAGUGAUCAGAAAGAAUAUAAAAGAAAGAAGGCUGAGCUAAAGAGUGUCCAACAGUUUGCAGUUCAGGUGACCCUAGAUCCUGAUACAGCACAUCCUAAUCUCAUCCUGUCUGAAGAUGGCAAACAAGUGCAUCAUGGUGAUGUGAGACAGAAACUCCCAGACAACCCUGAGAGAUUUUAUAGAUGUGUUAAUGUCUUAGGAAAGCAGAGUUUCUCUUCAGGAAGAUUUUACUACGAGGUUCAGGUUAAAGGGAAGACUGACUGGGACUUAGGAGUUGCUAAAGAGUCGAUUGACAGGAAGGGAAAUAUCACACUGAGUCCUGAAGAAGGUUUCUGGGCUAUAUGGUUGAGGAAAGGGUACAAGUAUGAGACUAUUGAUGACUCGUUGGUGCGUCUUUCUAUCAAGUCACGUCCUGAGAAGGUGGGAGUGUUUGUAGAUUAUGAUGAGGGUCUUGUUCGUUUUUAUGACGUAGACACUGCAGAUGUUCUCUACUCCUUCACUGGCUGCUCCUUCACUGAGAAACUCCUUCCAUUCUUUACUCCAUGUACUAAUAAGGAUGGUCCAAACUCUGCCCCUCUGAUCAUCUCUCCUGUCAAUCACCUACUGAACGUUAAGACACAUGACUUCAGUGAUCAGAAAGAAUAUGAAAGAAAGAAGGCUGAGUUAAAGAGUGUCCAACAGUUUGCAGUUCAGGUGACUCUAGAUCCUGAUACAGCACAUCCUGAUCUCAUCCUGUCUGAGGAUGGCAAACAAGUGCAUGAUAGUGAUGUAAAGAAGAAACUCCCAAACAACCCUGAAAGGUUUGACACAUGUGUUAAUGUCUUAGGAAAGCAGAGUUUCUCUUCAGGAAGAUUUUACUACGAGGUUCAGGUUAAAGGGAAGACUAAAUGGGACUUAGGAGUUGCCAAAGAGUCGAUAGACAGGAAGGGAUCUAUCGGACUGGCUCCUGAAAAAGGUUUCUGGGCUAUAUAGUUGAGGAAAGGAUACAAGUAUAAGGCUAUUGAUGACCCGUCAGUGAAUCUUUCUCUCAAGUCACAUCCUGAGAAGGUGGGAGUGUUUGUAGAUUAUGAUGAGGGUCUUGUUCGUUUUUAUGACGUAGACACUGCAGAUCGUCUCUACUCCUUCACUGGCUGCUCCUUCACUGAGAAACUCCUUCCAUUCUUUAGUCCCAGUACUAAUGACGGUGGUACAAACUCUGCCCCUCUGAUCAUAUGUCCUGUCAUUCAUGACAAAUAAUCAUGCUUUACCGUUUUCAUUUAUUCUUGUUGAUUAGACUUCUAGUCAGCUUGUAGAAGGAAAGGUUAAAGAUCAUCAGAGUUGAGCUGCGAAUCACAUGGUCUCCAUGCCUAAUGUACAGUAUCUACAGUAAACAGUACUGUCUCAAUUUUUUAAAACUACCUAGUGGAAUUUUAAUACUCUUUAAUACUUGUUUGUAUCUUGUACUCUAUUCGAACAUGUAACAUGUAACAUGUAAACAAUGUAAAGUCUUUGCCAUAAAAAGAAUUACUUGUAUACACUGUAUUUCAUAUUCUGAUGAAUAUUGUUUUUAUUUUUUGUUGUAAUGCAAUUUUUUUUUUUUACUAAUACACUGAUUUCUCUAAACUGAUUUAUUCAUACUACAAUAAACUUCAAAUGUGUUUCUCAUCAAACAUUAUCUCAUGUAAUCAAUGGAAUGGAAUGUUGUCGUUUUUUACUAAUCAUUGUAAAUAUUUUCCGCUAAUAAUUACACUAUUAACAAAAUAGCAUGAUUUUUUUUUUA